AUGGUGAGAACUACUCAAUAUCGAGAUGCUAUUACUCGUUUUGCUCAAGGGUCUGACGAGCCUUUUCAUAAGGCUUGGGAAAGAUUCAGAGACCUCCUUCGGAAGUGUCCUCAUCAUGACAUGCCAAAAUGGCAACUUGUCAACUUCUUUCAUAAGGGGCUCAAUGAGGCACAAAAGUAUAUGGUGGAUGCCUCUUGUGGUGGAAAUUUUAUGUUGAAAAGUGUAGAGGAAGCAUGGCAGCUCUUCAAAAAUAUAUCUGAUAAUUUUACACAACAUGUCUUACCUCCAGUAGCAAGACCUCCUACCAUAUUGAGGAGAGCAGAAGGUGUGAAUGAAGUAAGGAUAAAUCAAGGGCUAGUGAGCCAAAUUAAGGCAUUAACUAAGAAGGUUGGUCAAUUGAUGACUUCACAGUCAAAUUUUAUUCCUCCUGCGACUAAUGUUCAAGGCUUUGAAGUGUGUUCUUUCUGUUCCAGUCCAACUCACCAUGUGUCCAUUUGUCCAAGUGCAUCUCAAUAUUCAGAAAUUCCAGAAGAGCAAAGAAAUCCAGCCACAAGGACAUCAGCUCUUCCACCUCAAGUACCUCAAGUGCAAGGCAAUUUUCAAUCUCCAGUUCAGACUUCAAAUCCUCAAGGAUUCAUUCCUAUGAAUGCCUUCAGUCAACCUCAACAAUUCUUAUCAAUGCUCGAGGCAAUGAUGGCAAAGCAGUUAGAGCCAACUAAUCAACUUGUUCAGUCUCAUUCUCAAUCCCUUACCAAGUUAGAGACUCAAGUUGGCCAACUAGCUCAAGCCUUGAACAGAAGAGAGGAUGGCAAGCUUCCUAGUCAACCAGUAGCUAAUCCAAGAGGUGUGCGUAUAAUUGAUGACAUUACUGGCCAAGAAGUUCGCCAUGAACAAGUGCAAGCAAUUACUACUCUAAGAAGUGGUAAGAGAGUUGAAAAUAAGUUGGAAGAAGAGGAAGCAAAGAAGGAUGAAAAUUGGAAGAAAAAACUUGAAGAGAAAAAGGAGCGGAAUGAAAAAGCACAAGAAGUACCUCCAAUUACUGAGCCAUCUCUAGAACAAAGGCAUGUUGUUGUGCCAUUCCCUCAGAGACUACAAGAAACAUCAAAGGCAGCAAAAUAA
Cornus florida is the source of this 1119-nucleotide messenger RNA. RefSeq lists its product as uncharacterized. The record is from RefSeq and is a predicted model, not a curated record. Lineage: Eukaryota; Viridiplantae; Streptophyta; Magnoliopsida; Cornales; Cornaceae. Bases 1 to 1119 code for a protein of 372 amino acids. The transcript is spliced from 2 exons.